This is a messenger RNA of Emiliania huxleyi CCMP1516, 735 nucleotides long. RefSeq lists its product as hypothetical. The transcript is spliced from 4 exons. The record is from RefSeq and is a predicted model, not a curated record. NCBI's taxonomy places the organism in Eukaryota, Haptophyta, Isochrysidales, Noelaerhabdaceae. The coding region runs from base 1 to 735 and encodes 244 amino acids. Gene Ontology annotation, biological process: monoatomic cation transport. Gene Ontology annotation, molecular function: monoatomic cation transmembrane transporter activity.
AUGUCGCUCAACUCCUCCACAUUAAUUGAGCAGUAUCCGCUCAUCUUCUCGCGAGAGAGCGAACAGCGCUCCAAGCACGCCUCCGCCGCCGGCUCCGACGGAAUCUCCGACGGAGUCUUCACUGAGCGGCUGCGCGCACACGCCGACGAGGAGUACUCGAGCAGCGUCUGUGCCGCCGUGAGGUCGCGGCUGGGCUGGCUAGCACUAUUCCUCGUCGGCCUCUGGGGCGCCGCGUUCGUCAUCGACUGGUUCGAGCACAUGCUGCAGCGCAACGUCGAGCUCGCCCACUUCGUGCCGCUGAUCAUUGGCCACGGAGGCAACGCCGGCUCGCAAGCUGUUGGCAGCGUGAUCCGCGCGCUCGCGGCCAAGGAGCUCGACCCGUCGCUGCGGCUCCGCCUAGAUGCUGCGUCAAAGCGCGCCACCUUCGCGCGGGUGGUUUCGCGCGAGACGCUGGUCGGCGGGCGGUGCGGCGGCGACACGGCGACCCUUCCUCUGCUGGCAGCGCGGCUCGGAUCGAACCCGGCGCUGACGUCGGCGCCGCUGAUGACCACGGUCAUCGACUCGAGCGGGCUGCUGAUCUACUUUCUCGUCGCGUGGGCGUACUACGACUUUGGCGAGGCGCACCACCUGGUUGACCAGCACCACUCGCUGCCUCACCACCACGGCGGGCGCAGCACGCACGGCGGGCAGCGCGGGCCGGGCAGUCAUCCGUUGAGGAAUCUGACGGGCUUUUAG